Molecule: messenger RNA, 1383 nt
Organism: Parasteatoda tepidariorum (common house spider)
Lineage: Eukaryota; Metazoa; Arthropoda; Arachnida; Araneae; Theridiidae
Source: RefSeq, a predicted model, not a curated record
UUUCUUUUAACUUUUAUGUUUUCAACAAAAUAUAUAUUUUUAUGUAUUUAUAUACUGUGGGAAUAUUAAGUAAUUUUUAUCAUAACGCAUGUUUUUUUUAGGUGGUAUACAGUUUGCCACUGGUGACUAUAGAUGUCCAUAUUGUCAGAGAAUCUAUUCAAAUAAAAGGGGUUUCUGCUUUAGUCAACUUGCCUGUUCAUUAAAUCAAUCUGAUCCAAACCUGAGAGUUCAAUGUGGUAAACAGUCUUUAGGCUAUGGAAAUUUUUAUGUUCAGGAAUCUAUGCAAGCUGAAAGGCCAAAGAAGGGUGUACACUUUCUGGAUGUUGUGCUGAAAUCUGAAUUUGUAGAAGAUGCAGAGAGUAAUGUAUCGUUUGAGUUAUUAAGCAAGAAUUGUUCUCUGUGUGAGAAGACGUUUGAAGAAAAAGAUCUAGAGACACACAUACGGUUAAGUCAUAAUCCCACUGUUUAUAUAAGAGAUGAUGCAACUUUAAAAGAUAGAGAUCCCGAUGAACCGGUCACCUUAAAAACGAAUAAGUCGCAAUUAAAAGAGUGUCAGUUUUGUCAUAGAAACUUUGACCGUAAAUCUACACGGUAUGAAAAUCACAUAGCAAAUUGCAGAGUUCAAAAGGCCCUUGUUAAAUGUAUUUAUUGUGAUAAGACAUUUACAAAAGAGGCAUUUUCUAAACAUAUAUAAAUAUCACAAGUGAUAUUUAUGAAAAUUCUGUUUUACUCUUAAACUUUAUAAUAUUGGAUUUGUUAAGUAUAGUGUUUGAGUUUGAAGGGUGUCAUUUUCAAGUUCAAACUUUCCUGAGAAUUUGACUUCGACCUAUAAACUCUAUUAAAAGUUAAAUUGAUGCUCAGUAUUGAGGUGUAACACUCUGCACUCCCACGUCACAGGUACAGAGUUCUGUCCCCAGACCAGGCAAGGUUGACUCAGCCUUUCAUCUCUUCAGUAUGUUUAUAAAAUGAGCAUCAAUCAUGCUUGGGGAUGAGUUCUGUGUUUGACUGACCAUUAAUCAGAACAUCUGCUCCUGUACUCCAGAGCACAAGGUCAAGAAAACUAGGACGGGCACAGUAGGCCUUAGUCUUCCAUGGGCUGUUGGGCCACUAAAUUUAUUUUAAAAUUUAUAUGAAAUCCUAGGAAAUUAUUAAUAGAAUUACUAAAUAAAUGUUAAUUUCAACUUAUGUAUAUAUUUUUUCUAUGUACAAUAAGAGGUAAAGGUAUCUUUAACUGCAAUAUAAAAAAAAUUGAAUUUUAUGUUAUAACAGUUGAUGAAAUAAAUACUAAACAAAAUAUUGAAAUGGUACAAAACCAUAAAAGAGUUAGAUAUGAAUAUCUUGCAUGUUUACUCUCAAAUAAAUGAACAUUUUAUGUCAAGAAAA